Messenger RNA from Phragmites australis (common reed), 2206 nucleotides. RefSeq lists its product as uncharacterized. The record is from RefSeq and is a predicted model, not a curated record. The transcript has 14 exons. Bases 174 to 1964 code for a protein of 596 amino acids. NCBI's taxonomy places the organism in Eukaryota, Viridiplantae, Streptophyta, Magnoliopsida, Poales, Poaceae.
GUCUCUCUCGCUCGCUCUCUUCUCUCUCGUCGCCGCACCCCACCCCCCGCGACGGAUCCGUUCGCUCUGGCUCCCGCGACCGAAGGGCGAUUUUAGGGUUUCCGCGCGGCAGUUGUGGCCGGCCCGUCGACGCCGCCGCCGGACCGGCGCCCGACCCCUCGACUGUUGGAAAUAUGCUGAUAAGUAAGAGGGGUAUCACAAGAAGCACGAAGAGGAAUGAAAGAACUGAUGAUCUCACAAGAAGCCCGAAGAAGAACAAAAGAAUUUGCAAAAGAGGAGAGACAACUGAGUUAUUGAUUUCAGGCGACUUGCAUCAGGACUCUAAUCAAGGUGUCUGGAGUGAGCUGAGUGAAGAAGUUGCAUCAAAGUUGGCUAAAAGUGUUGUCUCACUUGCUCUGUCCAAUGGACACAAGGUGUUAUUUGCAUGCUCGGGCAUAGCUGUACAACGUGUGGAACAUGUUACAAUGUUUCUGACUUCAGCAAGCUUGUUUAAAGCUUUAAAUGAUAAAAGAAAAGACCAUGAUAACUUGGAGGUUCAUGUGCGCCACGAAGACAAUGUUGUCACAGGGUUUUUGGGUGAAUAUGAUUUAGAUCACAACAUUGCUGCUGUCAGUGUUGUGAACUUCCCUGAUCUUCACGACGUAGCUUUAUAUAAGGGGUAUAAGGGGGUGAAAUUUCCGCCCCAUAGUAAGGUAGUAGCUGUAGGCCAUGAUAUCUCUGGCAAAUUAAUGGCCACAAGUGGGGUUCUGAAUGGCGAUUCUAGCGGAUCUGAUGAGAAGCUUACGUUGUCCACUUGUAAAAUCUCUAAGGAUUGCGAUGGCGGGCCACUUUUUGAUUUUGAUGGGAACUUUGUUGGCAUGAACCUUUUUUUGGGUACGGAAAGGACCUUUUUCCUGCAUACAUUUAGAAUUCUUCUAUGGUUGAGGCGUUGUACAUCCCUUCGAGAGAUUCAACUUCCUGCACAGUUAAAUUGUUUUAAGGCAGUCAGGGUUGGAGAAAGACUCACAGGUGAGAUACCUAACUCUGAUGAAGUACAUAGAGAUGUUCUCAACAAGGAUCAAUUUGGGGAUCUAGAAUCCUUGGGCUAUCCCAAGCCUCCAGAAUCUAUGUCAAAUGAUGGCAUGAUUUUGGUUAAUACUUUUGAAGAACCUUUCGGCGACGUAUGUGGCAAAGGUGUCUGGAGUGAACUAAGUGAAACAGCUUCCUCUAACAUACAAGAAAAUAUUGUUGCUCUUGCUUCAUUCAAUGGAGAAAAAAGGUUUUCUGCAUGCACUGGUUUUUUCAUUGAAUGGAAUGGAUGUACGACUAUUCUGACUUCAGCGAACUUGAUUAUAAAUCCUGGUUAUGAAAACAAGAUUGUUGAAAACUUGAGGAUUGAAGUGUUGUGUCCAAACAAACAGCGCGCAGAAGGGACAUUACAACAUUAUAAUUUACAUUACAAUGUUGCUCUAGUCAGUAUCAAGGAUUUCUGUGCUCGCCAACCAGUAAUUAUUCAACAUCGGUGGUGUGGCUCUUGUGAAUUACUAGCUGUAGGGUGUUGCUUCAAGUCCGGCAGAUUAAUGGCUGCAAGAGGGCGACAGUUUCCCGGGCCGAACACACUUGAUUGCAAAUAUCUUGGAUACUCUACAUGUCGAAUCACUAAGGCUGGCAUUGGAGGGCCCCUUCUUGAUUUUGACGGGAAAUUUGUUGGCAUGAACUUCUACGAUGACGAGGAAGUAGGAACCCCGUACCUAUCAUGGAGGGAGAUUCUCGCCAUCCUGGAUUAUUUUAAGACAAAAGGGACUGUUUCUGAAGUUGGCCAUGAUGGUAAGCCAUCUCGUGUGCUUGACUGGACUUUGGUUGGAGAUCGCAGUGUUUGCCCUAAUAGAUGGCCUGUGCCCAUACCAUAUUGGUGCCAUCCUGACGAUCUGGUUAAGCAUAAAUCUGAAAUUCGAUCCAGAAGGUGCCACGCCAUAUAUACAUGAAUGGAGUGAGAUAACUGUACACGGAGAAGCCAUCAUGCCCUUAUGUACUCUUUUGAAUUGCUAUCUCCAUAUCUUAUUAGCUGAUGAACCUGUUUGAGUUGACUUGUAACAUCAAGAAGUAACCUGUUGCCACGUGUUUGUGAAAACAAAAAAUAGGCCGAGGACAAAGAUAUGCGCGGAACAUGUAUUUCAUUAAUUCCUUUUUAAUAUACAAAGUACAUGACUCUGCAAGAGUUUACCUA